CUUUGAACGGUAUCGGAACGGAAAAUCCGCGCUUCGCUUUCCCGGACAGCUGUCUGUGAGGCCUACUGAGGUGAAGUGGGGUGAGUGAGUAGUGAGGUGACCACCACAGCUGGAAGCUGUAUGACGCGACCGAAGUGAAGGAAAACUGUCGCAAUCGAAACGUCAAACUGAAGAGAAGCGCUGAAGCCCCGGGGGGAGGGAUAAUCAAGUGUGUGAUUAAAGCGGCCAGUUUACUGCGAGUGUUAUUCCUCUUAUCCUGUCCAUUUUCAGAUUUCGUGGAAAUUAGUGCGAAACAAGCAAAAGGAUAACAACAAUAGGCUGUCAUCGUGAAGGUCGAGAAGCUGAAGUGAAUACAAACAGCUCCGAAGGCUAAGGCGAGAGGAAUUGUGGUGUAAAAUUGUGAGUGUGCGUUUUUUGUUGUUGUUGCAGAGUAGUUCUAAGGCUUUCAUCAGCAAGAAAACGGCCCUUUUGUUGUGACGUUUCUCUCGUUGGUCGUGACGGUAGGGCUUGAAAGAAAAAAAAAAGUGUUACAGUUGUAACUGCGGAGGAAAAAAGUGAAAAGCCUUUGAAGAGUGUGCGCUGUUGCUGAACAAACGCUGUACAGGACGGACGGAUGGAUUAAAACCGUGCACGACCAACGUAGAGACCGCUAAUAGCAGGAGAACCCCAAAACCUAAGUGUGUGCCAUUACCACCACAUUGCACCACGGCGACCGUAACGCUUGCGAGGGAUAAUUAAACGCAGAACACGCAGGAGGCUAUGGAAACCACGACCAGAGCGAGCAUCGGGUGAAAGUGCAAAUCGGCGUAAAAUAUCGCGCUGCUAUGAUGUGUAAUCGAAAACGGGGCAGUAGGCGGUGGUGAAAAAAACAGCGCCAUUAUUGCCACACGAAGCUACGGCGGUGUGUUAUCGGUCGGUCGGUCGAGUGCCGGUGGAGUGUUUAUCGGUGAUUUUCGGGUGGGUGGACAGCUGUUUGGAUAGUCAACAGCAGUGCGUCACAGCAGUGAGUGGUUUUUCCGGCCCCGGGUUCACUUUGAAAGUGAUGGGUUGCGGUGCAUCCGUGAAUCGAGUGAAGUUUCCAGCUGAUAAAUAUUUACUCUCGAAGCAUGGAUACGAGUGACAGGGAAGCGGCAAAAAACUCUAACCAAACAUUUGUUUAACUACUAUCAGAACCAUCAGCAGCUGUCAGUUUGUGUGUACUAACAAACGAUGACAGCAGCCGAUUGAACGUAGAAACACAGAGUCGCAACAAAACACGAGCAAACAUCGUAAAUCAGGGACCAGAAAACUUCAGGCCCAAACAUGUCUCUCACCGUGCGAAUCAACAAGUUCCAGCUGCCGAAGGCAAAAUCCAACCUGCUCGGGCGGGUUGAAUUCCGAGGUGUAGCCCACACAACAACCGAGCUGAACUGCAGCAGUGAAUUUGUCGAUGUUAACCAGAGCUUCAUCUGGCCUUUGGCCCGACCGGCCGACGAGGACGAGGCAGUGAUUGUCGAGCUGCGGCAGCAGACAACCAAGAUUCUGCUCAAAACCGGCAUCGGAGGGUCGGCCACGAGUCGCGGCGGCAGCCGGGGAACAAUUACCAGCAGCACAAAAAUUAUCGGCCGCUUCGUGCUGCUAAUGCAAGGUCUGCUGCAGGAAAACCGACUUCACAUUCAGGAUCGCCUUGUUGACCUCUCCAACAAACCAAUUGACGCCUUCGUCAGUUUCGAUGUCAGCUAUCAAAGUCCGGACGAUGAGGCAGGUAAUUUCGACUCGUCCCACGUGGUCAAGAGUUUGCACCAAAAGUCUAGCAGCAUCGAUGACGAUCAGCAAAUGCUGCUGGAUAUCGAGCAGAAUAUUGCCAAUCUGGAGAAGAGUUUAAAAAAGGGUGCAUCGAGUUCCGGUGGGAGAAGUAGUGGUGGUGGCGAUGGUAGAGCAAUGCGUAAAGUGAGUGACACCGGUGAAGAAGCAGCAGCACCUGCUUCCAGCAGCAAACCGAACAUCCUGAAACGGGUAAUGUCUUCCGGAUCGACUUCUCUGCACGAGAAGAGUCAGAAUCCAGCGGCCAAGUACGAUCGCGCUACCUCGGACAACGAAUCAUCCUCGAAACCGGUCCGCUCGAUUGCGGAUAAGAAAGUGACGCUGCGAACGGUGAGAAACUUCAUGAAGCUCGGUCGAUCUCGGCAUCCGUCGAGGGAAAGCCGUGGUGAUAGUAGCACGGAAGACGAAGGUCGCUCGUUGAUCACGGAUUCCGAGGAUGCCUUAGGAGGUCCGGCGAGUUCUGGGCAGCAAAGCCACCGGACGCACACCAAUGAACCGUCAACGGCUGUGACCAGCCCAAGUACAGUCGGUGGAACCGGGCAGCCGGGUUAUGAGAACCUUUCGCAGGCUGGAAGUACCCACUCGAAUGCCUCCAGCGAUGGUGAAGAGACCACCAACAACGAGAAGUUGAAAAAAAUAAAAAAUCUAGCGAAAUGCAACGAUCAUCUAAAGUCACAGGACUUCCAGGUUUGUGUCACCAUCAUCGAAGCUCGACAGUUGCCCGGGUUAAACAUGGAUCCCGUCGUGUGCAUCCAAGUAGGCGAUCAAAAAAAGUACACCAGCGUUAAGGAGAGCACCAACUGUCCGUACUACAAUGAGUAUUUUGUGUUCGACUUCCACAUGCCACCGGUGAUGUUGUUCGACAAAAUCAUCACACUGUCUGUGAUACACUCACGUAAAUUUAUGCGCUCCGGAACGGUGGUCGGUUCGUUCAAAAUCGACCUGAAAACGGUGUACGACGCUCCGGACCAUCAGUUCUACCACAAGUGGGCGCUGCUGACCGACCCGGAGGAUCUGGUGUCAGGCCCGAAGGGCUACCUGAAGUGCGACGUCGGAAUCAUCGGCAAAGGUGACACGGUCAAAGUUCCUCCCAAGUCCGAGAAGGAUCCCGAUGAUAUUGAAGCGAACCUCCUGCUCCCAGAUGGAGUCCCAAUCGAGCGACAGCGGGCGAAGUUUAUUGUUAAGAUCUACCGAGCGGACGGGCUUCCGCGGAUGAACUCUUCGCUGAUGGCGAACGUCAAGCGAGCUUUCACCGGUGAAACCAAAGAUCUUGUUAACCCGUACGUGCAGGUCUCAUUUGCCGGACUUUCGGGUAAAUCGAGCGUCAAGAAAGCUUCCUACAAUCCGGUCUGGAACGAGCAGCUGGUGUUCACGGAAAUGUUCCCUCCGCUGUGCCAGCGGAUCAAGAUUCAACUGCGUGAUGCGGAUCCGAUGAAGCCCUCGAUUAUCGGGACGCACUACAUCGAUUUGAAGCAGAUUUCGAACGAUGGCGAGAAAGGUUUCCUUCCGACUUACGGACCAUCUUUCGUGCAUUUGUACGGUUCCACCCGGGACUACAAUCUGAUCGAUCAGAACUCCAAUCUCAACACGGGACUGGGUGAGGGCGUCAGCUAUAGGGCGCGGCUGCUGAUAGCGAUUCGAACGGAAAUCACUGAUAACGUGGAACUUCUGACGGAUAAAAAUGUGGAACUGGAGUCUACGCUUCCGAUAUCGGAGUCCUCAUACUGCAAACACGAUGACUUCUUCAUGUUCGGCAGUGUCCUCGAGGCGUCGAUGAUCGACCGGAAGGUGUGCGAUCGACCGGUUUACUUCGAACUGAGCAUGGGCAACGCGGGGAACUCCUUGGACGGGCACAACGAGAGUGCGGCCAACCUGAGCGAUGACGACGAGCUGGAGACGGUGGAUACGACCUCGUACAGCAGUACAACAAGUGCCUCGAAGCCGAUUUCGCACGACAAAAACCACUUCUUCCUGCCCUACUGGGACAACAAACCGUGCAUGGAUGUGCGCUGCUCGUUUCCGGAUCUACGUCGGAGGAUGUAUAAUAGUAACAUGAUUGGGAAAAUCACCGAACGGAUGGAGAUUGGGCUAGCGGAAACAAACCUGCUGAUUGAGGAUGAAGAUCCGACGGCGGAGGUGAAGUUGCGCUCGGUACUGGAGGAGGUGGCGACCAGCUGUAAUAAGUACGUUUCGAUUACGAAGGGGGCGUUGGUGGGACCAGGGACGGGUAAGACCAAGCUGGACAAGGAACGGAUGAAACUUUGUUUGCGAGAGGUGGAGUCGAUUGGGAAUAUGUCCCGCAAUCUGCGGGCGCUCGUGACGAAGAGUUCGAUGAAGGAACGCUACAAAACGGCACACAGUUACUUGGGGAAGUUGCGGUUCUUGGUUGAUGAUCCGCAGCAUGCGCUGCCGGAUGUUUUUAUCUGGAUGAUAGCGAACGGCAAACGAGUUGCGUAUCAUCGGAUCAGUGCGAGGGAUCUAAUCUAUUCGACCGUGGAGGAGGAAACUGGAGUUUGCUGCGGGAAAGUGCAGACGAUUUUCUUGAAAUUGCCUGGAAAACUAUCGGAAGGUCCAGCAGGAUGGCAAGUACGAGCCAAGUUACACAUUUAUCUCUGGUUGGGAGUGUUGAAGCACAAGAAGUACUUCUUUUCGGGGCUUCCGCGUGGAUUUGAACUGUCCUAUGAGCUGCAGAACUCCGAGAAGUCUAACCUUUCAGCCCCAUCGGAGGUUCGUUACGUGGAGAAGCACGCCUUUCAGAUGCGGGCCCACGUCUACCAAGCUCGCUCGUUGAUCGGCUCGGAUGCGUCGGGUUUGAGCGAUCCAUACGCUACGGUUUACGUGACGGAGUUCUCCCGUACUACGCAGGUUAUCGAGGAGACGUUGAGUCCCACCUGGGACGAGCUGCUGCUGUUUGACGAAAUUGUGAUUUAUGGAGCGAAGGAUGAGAUAAAGAAGGAUCCUCCGACGAUUGUGGUGGACAUCUACGACCAGGACAAAGUUGGGAAAUCCGAGUUUAUCGGCCGAGCGCUGGCGAAGCCAAGAAUCAAACUGAAAGACAAUCACUACCAAAAUCCUGUGCUGGAGUGGUUCGAAAUCACCCGCGGCCUGGAUGGUGCUGGAGAGCUGCUGGCUGCUUUCGAAAUGCUAGAACUAGGAUCGGACGAUAUUCCUAGACUAACGGAUCCGAAAUACAUCGCCACCGAAUUCCGAGGUGACAAAACGGGACCUUCCACGAUGACAAUUCUUCCGGUUCCACGAGAGGUACGCCCGAAUUUGGCUCGCUUCCGAAUCGAGGUACUUUUCUGGGGUCUUCGUGACGUCAAACGGGUUCAUUUUAUGACCGUCGACAAACCUCGGAUCGACAUCGAGUGCUCUGGCCGUAUCUUGAACUCGAGUAUAAUUCAAAAUGCGAAGAAGAACCCCAACUUUGCCAACAUGUUGAAGUUUAUGGAUUUGGAGCUGCCACUGGAGGAGCGUUACGCUCCUCCCAUCACGAUUCGAGCUGUCGAUUGUCGGUCUUUCGGACGCUACACCCUGGUGGGGACCCACCAGAUAACGUCCAUCCACAAGUACAUGCAUCGGCCACCUCCGAAGGAGGAAACCAGACGCGCCAAUCAAUGCGGACAAAUAGUCCUCUCGCGACAAACCGACCUGCUGCCGAAUAGUACAACCCUACCCGGCGAUAGCGCCCUAAUGCACUCCAUCUCCGGCGAAAAUCUAACCCUGUACGGUGCAGCUUGCGUCAGCAAGUUUGCCAAAGGCAAAAAAAGCAAGAAAAAGCUCGAACACGAAGACACGUACGACACGGAUGACGACGACGAAUCUAGCAAAGACUGGUGGACCAAAUAUUUCCUCUCCUACGAAAAACUAAUCGAAUCAUCGAAACCGGCAACCAAUUUCCGCGGGCUGGAGAACCACAUCGGCUCCGGAGCCGAAAGUGGUGGCAAAAAGCUGGGCGUCAAAACUUCCAAACUUGUCUCGAAGCUCAGCCCGAAGACGACGCCGAAAAAAAUCGUCAACCCAAACACUGCCAGCUGCCAAAUCUAUCCGUGCGAGCUGGAAACACUGCCGGAGUACAACAACUUCAAGGAGUGGCUGCUAUCGUUUCCCCUGUAUCGAGGUAAGAAAACUGGUGACAGCACGGAGGACGAGAAUCGUAUUGUGGGCUUCUUCAAGGGUGCCAUCAAAGUGUACAAACUUCCGAUCGAGAAGGGCAUGGAACCGGCGUUCGCACCUACGCUCCCACUGAACGAUCCAAUUCACGUCCUAGUUCGAGUGUACGUGGUAAAAGCAACCGAUUUACAUCCGAUGGAUUUGAAUGGGAAAGCCGAUCCGUACGUAGUGCUCCAACUAGGCAGCAAACGGGUCUCCGAUAAGGAAAACUAUGUCAGCAAACAGCUUAAUCCGGUGUUCGGUAAGUGCUUCGAAAUCGAAGCCACCUUCCCGCAGGACUCGAUGCUGACAGUGCAGAUCUACGACUGGGAUCUGGUCGGAUCGGACGAUCUGAUCGGAGAAACCCGAAUCGAUCUGGAGAAUCGAUUCUACAGCAAACACCGCGCUUUGUGUGGAAUCGCUGCACGAUACGAAGACACUGGCUACAACCAAUGGCGUGAUCCGAUGAAACCAACACAGAUUCUGACCAAACUGUGUAAGGAAAAUAAACUGGAACCGCCACAGUACCUGCAGGAUCGGGUAACGAUAGGACGGUACUGUUUUACCUUCAGCCACGAGGAAAUUCAGGCUUGGAACAGUCCAACGACGUGCAAGUUUCGCGAUGAACACCUGGCGCUAGCGGUUCUACACCGCUGGGAAGAGGUUCCGCGAGUUGGUUGUAAGAUUGUUCCUGAACACAUCGAGUCUCGAUCGCUGUACAGCAGCGACAAACCAGGAAUUGAGCAGGGCAAGCUAGAGAUGUGGGUCGAUAUGUUUCCGAUGGAUAUGCCGCUGCCCGGUCCACCUGUGGACAUUUCUCCCAGAAAGCCUAAAUCUUACGAGCUGCGCAUUGUGAUCUGGAAUACCGACGACGUUGUGCUGGAAGAUGAUGCGUUCUUCACUGGCGAGAAGAUGUCUGAUAUUUACGUUAAAGGAUGGCUCACUGGACCACAGGACAUCCAAGCGACGGACAUCCACUACCGUUCGCUGACGGGAGAAGGAAACUUCAACUGGCGUUUCAUUUUUCCCUUCGAUUAUCUUGCGGCGGAAGAACGAAUUGUUCUCUCUCGAAAGGAAUCACUCUUCAGUUGGGACGAAACGGAGGUCAAAAUUCCAGCUCGCCUCGAGCUGCAAGUUUGGGAUGCAGAUCACUUUUCGGCGGACGAUUUUCUGGGAGCGAUUUCUUUGAAUCUAAACCGAUUCCCGAGGGGAGCGAAAUCUUCCAAACUUUGUACGCUCGAUAUGCUGAAGACGGAGAACGUUCCGAUGGUGAACAUUUUCAAGCAGAAACGGGUUCGCGGCUGGUGGCCGUUUUUUAUCAAGAAGGAGAACGAUGAGAUGGAAUUGACCGGUAAAGUCGAGGCGGAAAUUCACCUGCUAACGAAGGAGGAAGCGGAGAAGAAUCCCGCCGGCUAUGGUCGGAAUGAACCGGAUCCUUUGGAGAAACCCAAUCGCCCGGAUGCGUCGUUUAUGUGGUUCCUGAACCCGCUCAAAUCGAUCCGGUACAUCGUCUGGCACAACUACAAAUGGCGCAUCAUCAAGGGCCUCAUCAUCAUCGGGUUGGCCAUCCUGUUGCUGCUGUUUUUCUACGCCAUCCCGGGCUACUCGGUGAAGAAGAUGCUCGGAGCGUAAGCCGGCGGCCGGUUUUGGGUUUGUUUUUUUGUUUAUUUAUUUCUGAUUUUUUUUAACAAUGAGACUUAAAAAUGACCAGGUUUUUUGCAAGGGGGGAGAAGAAAUAGUCAAAGUUAGUAACAUCGAACCGUUUUACGCAUAUCAGUAUUAGACCACCACAAGGGGAAACAGUUUUAAUUAGGAGAGGAUUAAAAACUUUCGAUCAGAUUGUUGCGGACAAAUUUUACGAGUAGGAGAGUGUAAAUAUUCUUUCUAGCUAACUUUUUCGCACACAUUUAUUCAUAUUCCAUAUUAUCUAUUGCGUCAAGCAAAACAGAGUCCAAUAGAAAUCAAUUAUCUUCAAAAUGUUACAAUCGUGUGAAAUCUAGUGCUGAGACAGAGAUGAAAUCAAUCGUUAAGAGACGUAUUUUUCUCAUAUUCUAAACUAUCAUCGGGCUUUCUAGUGAAUAUAGUUAGUGAAAAGUGUAAAAAUCCGCACACCACCAGAAACUUUUAACACUCACACAAACAUACAGUCGUAGCUUCGCCUAUAGGAGAAUGUUUCAAAUCGCUCAAAUCAAAGGGGCUCCUAAUCAGACCAAUUACUUAAAAACUGUUUGAAUCUAGUUACUACAGCAAACAAUCACACCUUUUACACCAAACCGAAGAGCCGGAACGGCGGCAGCGUCAUUCUAUUCCUAUUCUUUUGAUAACUAAAAUUGUUAAACCCUAUUUUUCCACCCAAAAAAAAAAAACAGGCGCCCUACGGAUGAAAGUCAACACCAACAAAACAAAGCACAAGACAAACUUUCCUCCCAACGAUGAGAAAGAAAAAAUAUCCACCUUGUUGAAUAUUCUCAAAUAUUUUCUCUUGAACCGUAAUUUGUUAAUAAUACCAAGAUAUUUAAUAUUUUAACGAACACAUUUACACAAGGUAAACACAGUAACAGAAUAGAUAAUAAAUUGAACUAUCAGAAAAAAAAACUCA
Molecule: messenger RNA, 8554 nt
Organism: Wyeomyia smithii (pitcher-plant mosquito)
Lineage: Eukaryota; Metazoa; Arthropoda; Insecta; Diptera; Culicidae
Product: otoferlin-like
Exons: 19
Coding region: 1303-7587 (2094 amino acids)
Biological process (GO): plasma membrane organization
Cellular component (GO): membrane
Source: RefSeq, a predicted model, not a curated record